Humulus lupulus (European hop) is the source of this 1727-nucleotide messenger RNA. RefSeq names its product BTB/POZ and TAZ domain-containing protein 3. NCBI's taxonomy places the organism in Eukaryota, Viridiplantae, Streptophyta, Magnoliopsida, Rosales, Cannabaceae. The transcript has 6 exons. The record is from RefSeq and is a predicted model, not a curated record. Gene Ontology annotation, molecular function: protein binding. The coding region runs from base 222 to 1565 and encodes 447 amino acids.
CUUUAGCCACACACACGUCUCUCUCUUCCUUCUUUUUUCUUUUUGGGGUUUCCCUAUCUUAUAUUAUUUCUUCUCUUUUCAAUUUGAUUGCUUCCUUCUCUUCUGUCUGAUAAAAAAAGUGUCUGACUUUGGUAAUUGGUGUUCCUUCUCCAUGCCAAUAUAUAAUAUAUGAAAUGGCGUAUGAUCCCAGUUAAAGUUAAAGAGCAAGAGGAGGACGAGGCAUGGAAGAAACCUGCUGCUUGAUGUGCCAUCCAAACAAGCCCAUACCAAUUUUAAUGGCUUCGCCUGAUAUUUACUCAGCCUCCUCCUGGCCAAUACCACCCCUUUCUCCUUCAUCCUCAUCCACAUCCACUGGGUAUUCCAUAGACUUGGAUAUUCGUUUAGACGAAUCACAUCAUAGUCUACCAUUAACUUCCAGUUCCACACCCACCACCUCAUAUAAUUAUACCAUUCCCCACCCACCACCUCUGAUUCCUCCUCCUCCUCCUCCUCCUCCUAACAAAACCUCCAUAACCACCACUCAUGUCAACAACAACUACUCCUGUUGCUCUGUCCCAAAAGAAACAUUGGAGACAUGGGACAAACUCUUCAAGGAAGGACAGGGUGCGGAUGUCUAUGUUAUUAGUACCCACGACCACGAAGGCUCCUCCUCAUCCUAUGUUCUAGCUCAUUCCAGUGUACUGGGUGCUGCAUCACCAGUGAUGGCGAAUUUAUUGCAGCAAGCGAGAGUUAAGAAUGGUAUGCGAUACAUUAACAUUCCUGGGGUGCCCUACAAUUCCCUCCAUAUGUUUAUACGUUUUCUUUACUCAUCCUGCUUUGAAAAGGAGGAAAUGAACAAGUUCGUUCUCCACCUCUUGCUCCUAUCGCACUCCUACUCGGUUCCAUCAUUGAAAAGGACUUGUAUACACUUCAUUGAGCAGGGUUGGCUGACCAACGAGAGCGUGGUAGAUGUGCUUCAGUUAGCAAGGAACUGCGAUGCACCACGCCUCUCCUUGGUUUGUGUGCGUAGGAUUGUCAAAGAUUUCAAGGCCAUAUCUUCAACCCAAGGUUGGAAAGUAAUGAAGAGGGUUAAUCCUGCUCUUGAACAGGAGUUACUAGAAGCCGUAGUAGAGGCAGAUACUACAAAGGAAGAGAGGUUAAAGAGAAUGGAAGAGAAGAAAGUAUACUUACAACUGAAUGAGGCAAUGGAAGCCAUACUUCACAUAUGCAGGGAUGGUUGCAGAACAAUAGGCCCACGUGACAAAGUGCUUAAAGGGAGUCAAGUUGCCUGUGGCUUCCCGGCAUGUAAAGGGCUUGAAACCUUAGUCCGCCAUUUCUCCAGUUGCAAAACUCGUGUUCCAGGGGGCUGUGUACACUGCAAGCGCAUGUGGCAGCUUCUUGAGCUGCAUUCUCGUUUGUGUAACGACCCUGAUACAUGCAAAGUCCCGCUUUGCAGGCAUUUCAAGGAGAAAGUUCUGCAUCAGUGCAAGAAGGACGAAGCCAAGUGGAAAGUGUUGGUAAGCAAAGUAAUAGCGGCAAAGAAUGCAAGGGGAGCCUUCCCUGGUCAGCGCUCCGGUUUCUCAUGAGAGUUAUGGCCUUCGCACAUCUCUUGUUCAUAAAAACAUGAGGCUAAAAUUAUGGCCUUCAUUAUAUACAUAUAUAUAUAUUUAUCCUCUGCAAAGGGUAGGUAGCCACUUUAUGUAAAUAUCUUAAACAUAGAAAGAAAUGUGACAUUGGGCUUCAGUGGA